CGUAGAAUAAUGAAGUCUACGUACUUUGAUGUAGAACGACAGGAAGAGUAUAAGAAUUGGUUAAUUACAGAAGCAGAAAAAGCAAGAGUUUCCGAUCAAAGCAAUUCGAGUUCAACUAAAACUUGUGCAGUUGCUGAUUUAUUUAAUGAGUACGAAAGAGAUAAUGAAAUGGAGAAUAUGCUAAAUACUCAAUUGCCGUCUCCUGCUGAGCUUAAUGCACAUCAAAAAGCAGAGGUUGAAGUAAACGAGUAUUUACAUUCAAAAAGGCUGCAAAUAACUGAUGAUCCAUUUAAAUACUGGUCUGGCGAAAAUUCAAUAAAAUGGCCGUUACUGACAAAAUUGUCUCAUCGUUAUUUCUCAGCACCAGCUACAUCAUCGGAGAGUGAAAGGCUUUUCUCAACUGCAGGAUUGGUUGUAAGUAAUUUACGCACAAGAUUGUUGCCUGAUAAUGUCGAAAAAUUGCUUUUUCUUCAUAAUAAUUUAAAAAUAUACGAUUAUAAGUAUGAUUUAUAAAAAUAUACUAUUUAAUUUAGGCAAAUAAAAUUUUUACAAUUUUUUUAAAAUUCUCGCUUCUCGCCUCUCGCUUCUCGCUUUUUCUCGCCUUUUUUGGUAGUCUCGCUUCUCGCUCUCGCUUUUUAAUUUUCAUUCUCGCUUCUCGUUUUCUCGUUCUCGCCUUUCAAAAUUCAAUUCGCUGCACC
Messenger RNA from Meloidogyne enterolobii, 698 nucleotides. The record is from the annotation of a GenBank genome assembly. NCBI's taxonomy places the organism in Eukaryota, Metazoa, Nematoda, Chromadorea, Rhabditida, Meloidogynidae.